This is a messenger RNA of Lathyrus sativus (Indian pea), 228 nucleotides long. Lineage: Eukaryota; Viridiplantae; Streptophyta; Magnoliopsida; Fabales; Fabaceae. The record is from the annotation of a GenBank genome assembly.
AUGAAGAGAGUUUCCAGAGCCAUUGAAUUAAUGCAUAUUCUACCACAAUUAAGGGAUACUAUAUUGAGCUUCUUCUACUUUGGUCUUGCAUGGGUAUUGCCAAUAUAUUUUUGUGUGUGCUUAAGAAUGUACAAACCUAAUCAUAUGGAGGAAGCAACUAUUUGGUUUGAUAAAGAGUUGGGAAGGGAAGUUGAAGACAUUGUGGUUGGAAGUGGUCCUUUCUUCUAG